GGCGGCAUCGUGGAGGCAGUGCGCACCGAGUACGUCUACAGCCGGCCCCCGCCCUGGUCUGCCGCGCUGGCGCCCCUCUACGUGAUCACCGCCACCUUCCAGCGGGCGGUGCAGAAGGCGGAGCUGACGCGGAUGGCCAACACCUUCCUCCACGUGGCCAACCUGCACUGGGUCGUGAUCGAGGACGCCCGCAACACCACCGCGCUGGUGCGCCGCCUGCUGAAGGCCACGGGCCUCAACUACACCCACCUCCACCUGGAGACGCCCAGGGUCCUGAGGACGACUGGGUCCUACCCGCGGGGGGGCAUCCAGAAGAACUUGGGGCUGCGCUGGCUGCGCCUGACCAUGGGCGAGGCGCCCCCCGGGGUGGUGUACUUUGCGGACGAUGACAACGUGUACAGCCUGCAGCUGUUUGAGGAGAUGCGCUCCACCACGAUGGUGUCGGUGUGGCCCGUGGGCUUCAUCGCAGGCCGGAAAUACGAGUCGCCCAAGAUCAACGCCCAGGGCAAGGUGUGCGGCUGGGUGACGGGGUUCGCACCGAAUCGGCCGUUCGCCAUCGACAUGGCUGGCUUCGCCAUUAACCUGAAGCUCCUCAUCCGAAAGUCUGAGGUCGUCUUCAAGCUGCGCGACGUCAAGUCGGGUUACCAGGAGACCAACCUGCUCAGUGCGCUGGUUUCCCUCAGCGACCUGGAGCCCAAGGCGGAUAACUGCACCAAGGUGCUGGUGUGGCAUACCAGGACAGAGAGGCCCACACUGGUGAAUGAGGGCCAGCGAGGUUUCUCAAAUCCCGAGGUUGAAGUAUGACGACAUGUACCGGGCAACCCAGCAUUGAGACAAAGGGACACCACACCAUCAGUCUGGAAGGCGUGAAGAGGGGGUUCAGCCACACCAUAAAGAGCUCUCUCAGCGACCUACAGCAGCAGCCCGGGCCCCUGCUCGGCAGAACAUAGGGGCCCUUUUUGUUGUCGCGGCUCCUAACUAGUUGUUUGGGGCACAGGGCGGCCAUGCAGGGAAGUAAUUGGGCCCUUGUCUUGUGACAAGGCAGCAGCAAAUGACAAUCAGAGACAUGAUGGAGGGCAUUUCUGCAAUAUUCCUGUUUUUUAUGUUAUGGGGUAUAUGGAUUUGUGUGUGUAACUGAAUGUUAACUGUAGUUUGAUAGUAGAUGGAGAUGGAUAGAUUGUGUGUAUAUGCAGACUUUGUGCUGCUUUGUCAUCUGCGUUCUCUCGAACGCUUAAGGGAGAUUAUAAAGGCUAAUCCAAUCACACACACACUAGUGGUUUGGUAAUGUCGGGAGAUGGAGUAUAGGUAUCCAUAUUUGGACAGUUGAUUGGGUUUGAUUGACAUGUUGCAAUAUCUUGCGAGCCGAGGGAAAUCAAUUCAUAUUGUCUUUACAUGUUCCAGCACAGUUUAGAGAGAGGUGUGUUUCAAAGGUUCCUCACAAAGAAACCUACCUUACCUGCCAUGUCCUUCCAAAGUAUGAAUGGGACUUUUUCUCCAGUAUGGAUUGGAUUUGGAUGUGGUGCUGGUUCGUUUUGUGUUUCUUUUCCUUCCACUAUUUAUAUGAUCGUCUGCCUAAGGGUUUCCUCCAUCGGUCAUUGAGUUCAUUGAGGUUACUUAAUACUAUUCCAAACUUUUGUAACUACUGCUGUUGUUCUGACAGCACUUGGGUCAACAUAAGUCAGGGUAUUUUCAUUUUUUCAGAGAAAUGUGCCAACUUUGCCUUUCUUUUAGAGACUUUGUAGUUGUUAUGUGCAGUACUGUGCAGUAUAUUCACAAAUGACGAUGGUAACACUUUACAUACAUUAAUUAACCAUUAAUUAACAUUUGUUAGUGCAGUAAUACGCCUUAGUGAAUAGCAUUAGCAUAGGCGUUAGUGUUUACAAGUGAUUAUGAGGAGGGGGCUAGGGUUAGCCCUAGCCAUAUUAAAUAAUGUAUCAAUUGACACCAUCAGUAAACGAUGACCCCAUUAGUUGAUUACUAGACCAUUACUUUACUGUUAGUUAAUGCUUAUAACUGCAUUAUCUUAUGUUUAUUAAAUGAACAUAUGUUGUUAAUGUUCCCAAUGGAUGUGUCUCAUGCUGAUCAUGUUUUAGCAUUCCAGGAGGCAUUCCACAGACCGAUGGUGAAGCAUUUAUUUGGUUAUUUUUGGUCCAUGUUUAAAAGGGCUGGCAUAACAAAGAGGUACGGUUAUACAUGUUAUAAAAAUCCCUCUCAAUGUAAACCUGUGUCUAAAAUCUUUUUAUUUUAUAUUAAAUGGGCAUUUGAUUACCUAUAUAUGCGAAUGUCUAAGCAAAUACCCUAGUCUGUAUGGUCAUUUCAUCGUCCAGUAAUGGUAGGCAGGGACAAAACCAAAAACGUUCAAACAUACAAAUAAAUAAUGUGGCAACACAUUCACUUGAUGUCGGCGGUCAUGCCCAGGUCGUGCGUAUCUUCCAGCUGGAUCUUGUAGUCUGCUUCUUGCUCCUCGAAUGCGAUGAUCUUCAAACACAGUAAACAACACCUCAGAGAGGGAGAGGGAGAGAGGGAGAGGGAGAGGGAGAGGGAGAGAGAGAGAGAGAGAGAGAGAGAGAGAGAGAGAGAGAGAGAGAGAGAGAGAGAGAGAGAGAGAGAGAGAGAGAGAGAGAGAGAGAGAGAGAGAGAGCGCAAAAACAAGACCAAGUGGACAAAAUGAUUGCGACUGAUUUAUAUUUCAGACCUGAUUCAUUCCACUGUUGAGAAAGGAUCCCGGCAGAUAGAGGGCCUGCUGGGGCCCACUGGACCAGUAGCGGCCAAGGUUCAGCCCGUUAAUAAACACAACUCCUCUGCCCCAUCCCUGCGGUUUCAUAAAAGAAAAAGGCAAGAAAAAUGGACUUGUGCUCAACAAAACACAUAAUUACGUUGCCAACGUUUCUGGGGAAAACAACAUGAACAGAAGGCGUCAAAGCCAGUGUAUCAUCACUUUGGCAUUCACUCACAGGAAGCUUCACAAAUGUGUCACUGGGGUAGCCGUAGGCAAACAGCGCUCCCAUGAGAAAGGCAGGGUAGAGGGGUACCUCGGGCCGAGCUUUCCACGGCGCCCGGUAAAGACUAGGACAAAGCAUCUGUCACUGUUUUAUGCACACAGAAAUCCUUUGACGAAGUAUUUUUACAUUUUUUGCCGUUCGCAUAUAGGAAGUAUUAUCUCAACAAACCUAUCGAUGAAGCUGGGUUUCAUAUCAAGGCUGUAGAUCGUGAAAUCUCGCAGAGGCGUUCCGUUUAAUAAAACGUCUCCCACCAAGCCUGCAACAAAGCAUAAUGAAUGAACACGAGCGUGCAGGCGACGGAUGCGCGUUCAACGAGGGAGUGGUUUGAUGGGAGGAAAGGCGGUGGAGUGGAACUACAACCUUUGCGUUGCUUGUCAAGGUCUUUGCCACGGUGUACCCGGCCACAGUUCUCCACCAAAAGGCUCAAAGUCCGCUUUCCCUUUUGGGGGUGAAAUGAUUUUUUGUUUGGUUUUUGGUCAGUGAGUCACCAGUCACGAUACAUCAGCCCACCCAGGCAGGCAAUGUUAAUCAAGAAUGGCAGAGUGUUGAUAGAUAGAUAGCCUACCUCGCCAUCAGGGACUGCCAUCUCUAGAGUGUUGCGCUUAAAAAACCCAAUAUACCUUCUGUCCACAAAGACCUGAAGAAGAAAAAACACAUUUAUUAAGGCAGACUGAAAAUGAAACGAAAUACAGUCAAGCUAUUGUUAAUAUGGGAUAAGUCUGUCAAGCACAUCACUCUAACAAGCAUUUAAGUUUGAUAAAAAAGUUGAAUCCAAACUAAUUUUUCAUUUGUUGUUGAAGACCACUCAAUAAACAAACUGUCAAUAAUUCAUAUUAAAGGCA
Gadus chalcogrammus (walleye pollock) is the source of this 3844-nucleotide messenger RNA. RefSeq names its product beta-1,3-glucuronyltransferase 1 (glucuronosyltransferase P) b (gene b3gat1b). Gene Ontology annotation, biological process: carbohydrate metabolic process; chondroitin sulfate proteoglycan biosynthetic process. Gene Ontology annotation, cellular component: Golgi membrane. The transcript is spliced from 4 exons. Gene Ontology annotation, molecular function: galactosylgalactosylxylosylprotein 3-beta-glucuronosyltransferase activity. The record is from RefSeq and is a predicted model, not a curated record. The annotation marks the transcript as partial. Lineage: Eukaryota; Metazoa; Chordata; Actinopteri; Gadiformes; Gadidae.